AUGGAGUUCGACCCCUUCGCCAACGGCUUCGAUGGCCUCGGAGACGACCCGGCCUUUCCAGGCGGCCAACAACGCUGCUUGCCGACUCUUAUCCCCGGACCUAUGCUCCUCACCCAAGUACAAGACGGUUACAGAGAGCUGCCGGUCGUACCAUGCACUGAGAAAACAGGUGAGCUGCGUCACAACACUGUCCCGCCGCUGAACCCGAAGAAGUGGGGAGACAAAGGCACACUGUCUGCAUUGAAGCGUAUCUUCUUCUUGCAAGGAGAAGUUACUACCGACGACGUGAUCACCAUCUUCGGCGAGCAGCCAACUCAAGUGGCGAAAGAGCUGCUCAUAAGAGAGGUUAAGAAAUUCACUACGACUCUCCAGGACCGUUGCUUCUUAUCUUCCGGUAGCAAAUGGUUCUUGGUUUUCGUUAAGUCGAUCGUCAGUACCGAGACUUACUGUCUCUGGCUGAGGAACUUGCUCCGACUUCGUCCCAAGAAGCUAGCCCAUCGUCCCAACGAGAGCAAUGCAGACCGCCUGCAGAAGGACCAAGAAGCCGCACAUCUACUCCACCAUGUCACAACUCUUCACAAGCGACUUGUCCGGGUUUACGACGAAGAUAUCACCCGCAUCAGCAGGGGAGAUGACCGCACGUGUCUCUUCCGCUUCGGUGAGUCUACGAAAAAUCUCGACGCAGCUCAGUUCAACAUUCUGCUUAUUCCUAAGGUCGCCCGCCUCCGAUCUGAGCAAGACCGCAUCCGGAACUGCUACGCAGGCCUCGAUCUUCCGGCCGUCGACGACCUCAAUCAAAUCACGCCAUAUGAGAGGCCGUAUGGCUAUCUAGCACUUGAGGAGCGUCGUCAGUUCUGGAUCGAUCGAAACAUCAUCAAUACGCGCACGAUUGGUAGCAUGUACCGCGGCUGUCUGGACGGCUUCGAGAUCAAGCAGUCCCCGGCCGAGCCUACGCUAUACCAGUUCUGCGUUCAACGAUUCGCCCACAUCGCCGAAUCGGCAGUCCGGAGUCUUGUGGCACCGAUGAUCGAGCAGGAGGCCUUGGCAGCACACGAGGACCCUCAGAUCCGUGCCAUCAAAAUCGACCAGGGCUCUCAGGCGACCUAG
Molecule: messenger RNA, 1107 nt
Organism: Fulvia fulva
Lineage: Eukaryota; Fungi; Ascomycota; Dothideomycetes; Mycosphaerellales; Mycosphaerellaceae
Exons: 2
Coding region: 1-1107 (368 amino acids)
Source: RefSeq, a predicted model, not a curated record